Molecule: messenger RNA, 1915 nt
Organism: Anguilla rostrata (American eel)
Lineage: Eukaryota; Metazoa; Chordata; Actinopteri; Anguilliformes; Anguillidae
Product: ETS translocation variant 4-like
Exons: 12
Coding region: 260-1690 (476 amino acids)
Biological process (GO): regulation of transcription by RNA polymerase II; cell differentiation
Cellular component (GO): nucleus
Molecular function (GO): sequence-specific DNA binding; DNA-binding transcription factor activity, RNA polymerase II-specific
Source: RefSeq, a predicted model, not a curated record
AAUUCUUAGCCAUUCAAAGAAGAAAUCCACCAAUCAGCAGCUCCCCAGGGCAAACAACUGUCUGAAAGCAAGAAAAACAGGUCCUUUCCAAAUCAACACUCAAGUCUGGAAAGAAUUUUCAUCAACGCUAUCAGGGUAUAUGUGUAUUUUUAGAUACGAUGAUACUUUGAACUGCUUAUGCUAAAGAACAGUGCAAAAUGCAAAAUUAAGAAAACAAGGUGCAUGGAUUUCAGCCUAAAUGACCACAAACGGUUAACGGAUGGAUUAUAAUAUGGACGGAUAUUUGGACCAGCAAGUGCCUUACACUUUAUCCAGCAAGUCGCAAGGAAAUGGGCCCUUAAAUAGGCUAUUGAUGUCGACAAAAAGGAAAUACAUGGAUACGGAAUUACCACCUCAGGAAUCUGAAGAUCUUUUUCAGGAUUUAAGCCAACUUCAGGAGACGUGGCUCACCGAAGCUCAGGUUCCCGACAGUGAUGAGCAGUUUGUCCCUGACUUCCAUUCAGAAAACUCGGUUGCGUUCCACAGCCCCCCGGUGAAAAUAAAACAAGAGCCCCAGAGCCCUGGCUCCAACCCCAGCCAGUCCUGCAGCCACAAGCAGACCUUCACCUACCCACAUGGGGAGCAGUGCCUUUACGCCAGUGCCUACGAGCAGAAGAGAGCUGCAGGCCCAAAGACCUCCAGCUCCGGGAUCUCCCUGUCUCCCAUGCAGCGCUACUCUCCAAAAACUUCCCAGAGCGCCCGGCUUGACUCAGCGUAUAUGAACCCACCUGCCACGCAGCCACUCCCCAGUCACAGUUAUCCCAUGGAUCACAGCUCCAGAUACCCUCAGCCUUCGGCAGAGAUGUGUCCCCAGUACCCUCGUCAGGGCCAUACCCUGCAACGAACACACCCUGCCCCAGGUGGAGGUGGGGGUGGGGGAGGAGGAGGAGGAGGAGGAGGAGGGGGAGGAGAAGGGGGAGGAGGUUACCAUCGCCAAAUGUCCGACCCUUGCAUGCCCUAUCUGCAGCAGAGCUUCAAGCAGGAGUACCUAGACCCCUUGUAUGACCGGGCUGCCCACAUGGCCAGGGUUCCCCCACAGAGAUAUCCCCCUGCCAACAUGAUGGUUAAGCAGGAGCCCACUGACUACACGUACGAGCCAGGUUAUCCCUUCGAGAAUGACUCCAGGGUUGUUCCAGAAAAAUUUGAAGGUGAGGUGAAGCAGGAAGCUGGCAGUGUGUUUCGCGAGGGCGCCCCCUACCAGCGCCGUGGCUCCCUGCAGCUUUGGCAGUUCUUGGUGGCUCUGCUGGAUGACCCUGCCAACAUUCACUUCAUCGCCUGGACUGGCCGUGGAAUGGAGUUCAAACUCAUUGAGCCAGAGGAGGUUGCCAGGCUGUGGGGGAUGCAGAAGAACCGUCCAGCCAUGAACUACGACAAGCUGAGCCGCUCUCUGCGCUACUAUUAUGAGAAGGGCAUCAUGCAAAAGGUGGCGGGUGAGCGCUAUGUGUACAAGUUCGUCUGUGAGCCUGAGGCCCUCAUCUCACUGGCCUUCCCAGACAAUCAGCGGGCAAGCCUGAAGGCCGAGUUUGAUCGUUACGUCAACGAGGAGGACACCGUGCCCCUCUCUCACCUGGACGAGGUGGUGCCCUAUCCCCCUGAGCAGGCCGGUGCUAACAUGGGCCCCCAGCCCUACUCCAAAGGCUACAUGUACUAAGCCCGCCCCCUCACCUCGUCUCCCCUCCCAUUCAUCCAUUACCCAUCUUGCACAUGCCCACCUCGCGCCCUUGUAUAUAUGGCUAUGGUGUUUUUGUUUAAGUUAAACCUGUUAGGGACUUCAAGGUUUUAAAAGUCACAUUCUUCUCACUUCUAAAGCCUGACCAAUCCAAAUACUUGGCAGUUGUUAAACUGAUCGCUUAAUAAAGAUGUGAUAUUAAUACUA